GUGAGUGCAUUUCUGCGUGCAGCUUCUUCAUCCUCAGCGAGCAGCCGAGCUACAGUCUGCAAGCAGCGUUUAUCAUCUGAGGAGUAUCAUGGAAUAAACAUGGCCCACAAUAGAGGCUAUUUCUUUGAAGCCCUGGAUAGAUCAGAGACCAGGCGAGAUGGAGGGUACAAGCACAACUGGAGCUUUUCUCUUUCUGGUGACAGUGAAGAGGAAAGGAGACAUGAUGCGAGCGUGGUGACCAUGGAGGAGAUGGACAGGCAGCAGCCGACCUCCCCCGAGGAGAAAAAGACUCCCACUCUUAGGCACUUCACUUCCUCUGACCCCUUGAGAACAUAUGAAAACCGGCCAAAUAAUCACAUGAGGCCUCUGAACAAGCUGGCACCCAAAAGGCUCAGCGAGGCCCCUCUCACAGUAGCAACGUCCUCCCCCAUGCCCAACAGAACCAACUAUUUCAUCAUCAGUCCCGCACCCUCACAAGGAAUCGUAAUUCAGGGACGACACUUUCAGCACACACACAUGCCCUCCGCAAUAAGGAAACCUGUCCAAAGAAAUGACUUCACCACCACGCAGCCAUCUGUAGAAGUGGACAGCAUCGUCCUCACCUGUCCAGAGAUCCCAGGUAGAGUUCACAGCUCGCCAGACACAUCACACGAAGAAGAGAACCUGAACAUCAAACGCCGCAUCCAGCAGAAAAGGAAACCCUUGGAGGGCUGCUGUAGUUUUCCCUCACAAGUCAAAGCAGCAGAGCCUCUCCGGCCGAACGUCUACCAGGCGGUGUGCAUUAAGUGCAACAAGCUGAGCGAGGACAGAAGCAAGUGUCAGAACUGUGGCAGCGGCCCGGGGCUGCUGCCCUGUCAGCAGGCCACGCUGUCAUCCCCGACCCCCCGACCCCCCAUCCGAUCACAGCCCUCCCCCGGACCAAACAGCCUGCCGCAGAACUUCUACAAACCGGCCACGACCAUGAGGGCACCUCGUGGAGAGACUCUGCCCAUACGGAUCACAAGCACCAAAGGAACCCUGCUGCCUCUGAACAACGGCAGGUCUCCUCUGUUAGCCGGGACAUCGAGCUGCUGCGGAUCCAGGAACACGCCCAAAGGGAAGAGAGCGACGGCGGCCCAGCAGCACGAGCUCAACGACCCCAUCGUCCUGUCCAGCGACGAUGAGGACGAGGCCGACAACGCCAGCACAGGAAGUGUCAACAGACUAGACAGCGUUUCCCCGCGGCCCGCCGACUCCGCGCACUCCUCGCCGGCGCCCUCCGGAGGCAGAGUGGAGGCGGCGGUGAAAAGCACCGGAGAGCAAGAGGAGCUGAACACGGAAUUCUUUGAAGACGUCAACAUGAAGAUCACGAUACCACGGAGAGCACGGAUGAAAGAUCAGUUUGGAAAUCAACCCGCAGUUGAGCAGUUUUCACCCAGAACAAAGAAGCCCAAAAUCACGUCCAAUAAGUGUGACAGCAUCAUACUGGAGUGUCGGAGUGUAAGAGUAGGAACUCUCCGUAGGAUGGUGACGAAGCCCGUCGUCUUUUCCAUCGACAAAAUCCAGCUUGAAACUGAAGAUCCGGAGCGCGGCAGCAUAGAGAAGGUUUGUCUCCAGGCGUCGGAGCUGAUCAGCUGUGAGUGGUGCAGCGUCCGGAAGCUGCCGGUCUUGUUCUUCCAGACGGCUCCGGAGGAGUGCGUCCGCCUGCGCACACAACUCAAUAUGUCCAACGAGAAGGGAGGCCAGUGGUACAACUGCACCGGGGACCAGUCGGAUGAGAAGUACAUUGUUCUGAUCUUCGAGAACGGCCUGGCGAUGAAGGAGCAGAUGAUCCUGGAGGACAUCCUGCGAGAGAUCGGCAGGACCAACAACCUCAUCAACUUCCCCGCCAAGCUGCCCUUCGAAGAGGCCAACAUCCGACUGGUCAACUAUAACAAGGCGUCGAAGCAGAAGGAGGAGAAGGCGAAGCCAGUACAAACCCCUCCCAAAAUGUCCCAAGUUUCCCCGGUUACCAAGGUCACCCCGGUCAGCAAGGUCACUCAGGUCACGCAGGUUACGACGGUGAUGCCCGUACGCACACGGAUGGCCACUCGCCAGCAGACCAGCACCUACUUUGAAGAUGAAGACGAGGACAUGACCGACCUCCAGCCCACCUUCUCCGGACCAAUUGUCAAAUUAAUGGUGUAUCCCCCUCCUCCAGCCAAAGGUGGCAUAUUAGUCACUAAUGAAGACCUCCACUGCCUUAAUGAUGGAGAAUUCCUUAACGACGUUAUCAUAGACUUUUAUUUAAAAUAUUUAGUUUUAGAGAAAUUGAAAAAAGAAGAUGCACAAAGGAUUCAUGUGUUCAGCUCCUUCUUCUACAAGAGACUGAACCAGAGGGAGCGGAGGAACGUUCCCGACACGACAAACCUGCCAAUCCAGAAAAGGAAGCACAACAGGGUAAAGACGUGGACUCGGCACGUUGAUCUGUUUCAGAAGGACUUCAUUUUUGUUCCCAUCAAUGAGUCAGCUCACUGGUACUUGGCAGUCAUCUGCUUCCCAGGCCUCGAGGGUGCGGUGUACGAACAGAACCCGCUGUACCAUGGCCCGUUUCCAGCCCCGACCCCGGCCGCAGAUCCUCCAUCGGAGGAGGACAUCCCGGAUCACUGCCGGCCUCUGUCCCCAGAAAGAGACGGGCUGGACAACUCCUCAGAUCACUCGUCCCCCGGCGUCCCCGAAGCGUCCGCAGAGGGUCAGACCGAAGGCGACCCCAAGGAGAACUCUGCCGUCACAGACAGGGGACAAGAGGCUUCCAGUACUCCUGCGGCAUCGGGCAAUGGCCAGGCCGACCCCGAGCAACAGUUCACAAGCGGUUUGCACCGAAUCAGUGUUUGUUACAGUUCAAGAAACGGCGAGGACGACACCUACACCUUCUCUGAUGACCAAAGCUCCUGUCAGGAUGAGUGCAGUGAGGACGGGACUCUGGCUGAAGACUCUCUCAGCGCCGACGCCUCUGGUUUGGCCUCGAAACAGAACCUCUGCAAACAGCCUUGUAUUCUCAUCAUGGACUCCCUGCGUGGUCCGGCCAGAUCGACUGUGGUGAAAACUCUCAGAGAGUACCUGGAGGUGGAGUGGGAGGUGCGUAAAGGGACUCAACGGAGUUUCGGGAAGGACGUUAUGAAGGGCUCCAGCCCACGUGUGCCUCAGCAGGAUAACUUCAGCGACUGUGGAGUUUACAUCCUGCAGUAUGUGGAGAGCUUUUUCGAGAAUCCGAUUCCCAGUUUUCAUCUACCGGUGAACCUGUCGGAGUGGUUUCCUCAGCAGCGGAUGAAGACGAAGCGCGAGGAGAUCAAGGAGCUGAUCCUGAAGAUCCAAGCGCAACAAGAACUGGACAAGAAGGAGUCCGACCAGGUCGAGGCUCCGCCGGGCUCUUCCGAAGAGCCGGAGAUCGAAGAGACUUCUGGGUCGACAGGCGGGCUGCCAAACCUACCCAUCAGCCCCUGAAACAAACUCCACCCUCCUCCUCCUCCUCCUCCUCCUCAUCCUCACCCCGUCACUCCCAGGCCCAAUCGGGGGGGCCGAACCUUAUCAUACGCUGCUGGUUUCACUUCAACAGUCCUUAACUCCUCCCUUCAUUAACCACACACAACAAACAAAUUUGUAAUGAAUAAAACACGAACUGUAAAUA
This is a messenger RNA of Thunnus maccoyii (southern bluefin tuna), 3646 nucleotides long. RefSeq names its product SUMO specific peptidase 6a (gene senp6a). Gene Ontology annotation, biological process: regulation of spindle assembly; regulation of kinetochore assembly; protein desumoylation. Lineage: Eukaryota; Metazoa; Chordata; Actinopteri; Scombriformes; Scombridae. Gene Ontology annotation, cellular component: nucleus; cytoplasm. The record is from RefSeq and is a predicted model, not a curated record. Gene Ontology annotation, molecular function: SUMO-specific endopeptidase activity. Bases 100 to 3462 code for a protein of 1120 amino acids. The transcript is spliced from 23 exons.